Messenger RNA from Paramuricea clavata, 4983 nucleotides. Lineage: Eukaryota; Metazoa; Cnidaria; Anthozoa; Malacalcyonacea; Plexauridae. The record is from the annotation of a GenBank genome assembly.
AUGUCACACCCUAACUUUACCGCGGACGACUUUGCAAAGUGGAACCAGACCAGUUCCUGCUUUCGCCUCCCCAAACGGCUGGUCGGCAAGGACGCCGUAAAAGAUGUUAGGGUAGAUUUAAUUAAGGCCAUUGGGGCUGAGAGGGUCUCUGCUGUUCAGGCGUUGCCUGACCAUCAGUAUCGGAUUGCAUUCACCUCUUCCUCCUAUAAGAUGGGUUAUGACCUUAAUGGGCUUAGUUUUCGCGGUGUCAACAUCACACCAACCCCGGCAUAUGAGCAGCUCAUGAAUGUCUUUGUUGACAGAGCUCCUCUCCAUAUGCCCAAUGAUUAUAUUUCAUCUGCUUUGUCAGCAUAUGGCCGUGUAGUUGGCGUUCGGGAUCUUACCGUUAAAGGCUACCAGGCUAUCCGCACUGGGACGCGUAUGGUCACCAUGUCCCUUCUUCGACCCAUUCCUCUGGUAGUCAAGAUAGCCAAUUUCCCGUGUUCAGUACGCUACAGAGGUCAGCCACCGUAUUGCCUAGCUUGCAACACUUUUGGGCAUUUUUCCCGCCGUUGCCAGGGCAAGGCGAAGCAGCUACCUGUAAACGCUCGGGCGCCUGUUCAGCGCACCCAGCCUAUGGAGGCGUCCUCGCCUCAUUCAUCUUCACCAGCAGCCUCCACUGUUCAUGUACAUGCCGCUCCUCCUGUAUCAGAUGAUCUGCCAGUGGAUUCCGCUAUUGUUGCUGUCCCUCCCACCGGGAUGGAGCUGGAUAGUGACGCUGGCACUGCUGGUACCUGUUCUUCUGAGGAUGUCACUUCUCCUCAGCCCAAGCAAUUGGUCAUCACGAUUAGUGAGUUUCGGGAGUCGCUUGCGGUUACGCAGGACUUCUCCUGCCAGCGCGAUGUGUCGGUCGUGCCGCGGCUCUCACACACUCGUCAUUCGCCAAAGCGCCUGCAGAAGCCUCGGUCGACUGCGGGGGCUAAAAAGUCUUUUUCUUUGUCCGUGCCCGUUACGGGUCUUCCAUCCUCCCCGGCUAGCUCGCCUCAGCAUGCUGCUGAAGCGCACGGCUUAUCAGACUCGGUCGUGCCUGAUACGCCUGUUUUAUCUCGUCGCUCCGGCAAAAUUACACGGACUAAGCACAUUCGGGAACGGAGGCUGUUUAAAUCAAGCCGUCAUCUGUCGGUAACAAAGUCUCCUUCCUCUACUACAGUGGCUGUCGCCCAACACCACACAGUGGAAACGUCUGUGGUUUGCACGGAUGCUUCUGUUCCAGCACAGUCUCCUGUAACCACCAGUAACCGUUUCUCCCUCUUGGGGGAUGAAGUGGAUGAUUUGGCUUCCCUUGCAGGGACCGUUGUCGAUCCGCUCGCCAGUCCUUUGCUGGUCAAUGGUGCUGCCGAGCUGGUUGAUCCUGCGUCUCCAUCCGGUAUUCAACCACCUGUACCUUCUGGCGAUCUUGCAGCCGCUGCGGGUCCAUCUGACGCUGAUGCGUCCCUAUCCGCGCCGUCACUGCAGCUGCAUUUGUCUCUGAGUGAGCCACCUGCUACGCAUAAUGAGCCUGUUAUUUCACCGGCUCUUCCUUCCUCUUCUGCCGGCACUUCUGUGGGUCAUACGCCAGUACGCACUACUCCACCUGUGCCUUCUGUGCCUACAUCAGAUGACGCUGCCACUUCUGCUGCAGAAUUUUCUCCGCCCCCUGUGCCCUUCCGGCAGGCCUCGGUUCCUGCUCUAAAUUCUGGUUCUGCUGGUUCUCCAGCUGCGGAUUCCAACUACUCUUUUGCUCUGGCUGGUUCUUUGGCUCGAUCGUUUUUGUCAGAGGAGGAUGAUCCUCUGUCUUCGCUUCCUUCUGCUUCCGGGCAGCAGCAGCAGGAUGCUUUAGCUGAUCAGUCUCUGGUCAGACUUUUUAACAAUAAUAAUAAUGUAUAACUUACUUACAUUAAAUAUAAACGGUCUUAAUGACCAUAUAAAACGGACAGCUCUAAUUGAUUGGCUGAAAUGCAUGCAAGCAGAUAUUGUUUGCCUUCAAGAGACGCAUGCAUCUUCUCACAGUACCAUCUUGAGCUGGUUCCGUCAUUCUGGUUUUCGGGUGGCCUCAUCUUCUUUUUCAAAUAAGCGAUGUGGGGUCGCCAUUUUAAUUAGAGAUAUAUAUACAUUUACUCAGGUUCGUAAGGACGACGAUGGUCGAUUCUUGCAGGUCGAGAUCGACAUCGACGGGAACAAGUUACGCUUUGUUUCUUUGUACGCGCCAAACAAGAAUCCGGCACGCAACACCUUUUUUGCGAACCUACCAGAUUUUAUUGAUUUGGCAGUACCCACUUUCCUUUGCGGUGAUUUCAAUGCCGUCCUGGACCCGGACUUAGAUAGGCGCCGCCAUCCGUCUUAUGCCGGUCCUUCUCAGGCGGCCACGGCCCGUGAAAGUGUUGCUGCCUUACAAUCCUUGCUUUCUGCCACGCAUACUUUUCCUGUGUGGCGUACCCGUAACCCUACGGAGCGGAUCUUCUCGUGGGAUCAUGCCUCGGGUAAGUUUUCUUCCCGAAUCGACAUGAUCUGGGCACCUUUGGUCUUGGACCAAUCGAUCACUGACUGCCAGUACCAUACCUCCUUUUUCUCAGAUCACCGCUACAUGUUGCUCAAGUUCCAUUUGGGUGACGUGUUUGCGCGUGGUCCGGGGGUAUGGAAAUUCAAUACGUCGCUGCUGGACAGUCCGGAGUAUUGUGCCCUGGUUCGCUCUUUUUGGACUUUUUGGAAGACGCAGGAGUCCUCUUCCACCUUUUCCUCUUCCCUUGAUUGGUAGGAUCAGGGGAAGUUUUUCCUUCGGGAAAUUACUCGUUGUUUUGGCCGUGCUCGAGCUGCCGAACGGUCUAGGACUAAACUGGAUCUGGACGCCAGCUCAAGCGCUUGCAGCGUUUGUUUGACGCCGGUGACUCUUCUGCCUUUUCUCAACUUUGUGCUGUGCAAGAGGAGCUUCGUGCAAUACACCUUCAUGAAGCCAAGGCCUCGCAAGUACGUGCGCGCUGUCGAUGGGCCGAAGAAGGCGAAACAUCCUCCUCUUUCUUUUUAAGUUUGGAGAAAAAGCACCGGGCCAAGCAGGCGAUCGCUAGUAUUCGUGACCCUGACACAGGACUCAUUCAUCAUGAUCCAUUUAAGAUCUUGGCGACAUGGCGCUCCUACUACCAACGCUUGUUCACGGCUGAGGACUGCGAUCGAUCCGAGCAGGACAUCAUGCUGGGUCGUUUAACUCGUCGUUUGAGCAAGCCGGAGGUCGAGUCCUGUGAAGGGGAUUUAUCGGAACCAGAAUGUCGCGCUGCUCUUCAUGGCAUGUCCCGUGGCAAGACGCCGGGUUCUGAUGGAUUCCCGAUGGAAUUCUUCGUUUCUUUUUGGGACCUUCUCGGUCCAGACCUUGUUCGCAUUCUCAACCUUGCACAUCGAACUGGUCAACUUUCCACAUCACAACGUAGAGGCAUCAUCAUUGUUCUGUACAAGACGGAUGAUCGCCUCGAAACUAAAAAUUACCGCCUUAUCAGUCUACUGAACGUGGAUUAUAAAAUUGCAACUAGGGCUAUUUCUGGCCGCCUUUUGGGCGUUAUUGGCUCAAUUGUCGGUUACGACCAAUCGUGUGGUAUCCCGGGUCGUACUAUCUCCGAGAACCUCAUGUUGAUACGUGAUCUCAUUGAGUAUGCUGAUCGGGCAGACAUCCCCCUUGCCAUUCUCUCUCUGGAUCAAGAGAAGGCUUUCGAUCGGGUUGAUUGGUCUUUUCUGCAACGUAUCCUCGUCACGUUUGGUUUUGGCGAUUCAUUCCGGCAAUGGAUCUCCCUUUUUUACACUAAUGUCGAGUCUGCAGUCGUCAUUAACGGCUGGACUUCUUCUUUUUUCAAGCCUUCUCGUGGUGUUCGACAAAGCUGUCCUCUUUCGCCCCUUUUGUAUGUCCUUUGCAUCGAAGUAUUGGCAUGCAGCAUCACUGCUUCACCCGUCAUCGAGGGUGUUCCUCUACCAGGUGCGGAUCGGGUGUUUAAGUGCUCGGGGUAUGCCGACGACACAUCUAUUGCGGCUACCACUGACACUUCGAUGCAGGCCACUUUCGACAUAUAUCCCCAAUACGAACGGGCGUCUGGGGCUAAGUUGAACCGUGGCAAGUCCAAGGGCUUGUGGUUAGGUGCCUGGAAAGAUCGACAGGACACCCCUUUUGGCAUCAAAUGGGUGAAGAAGUUGUCGUUGCUGGGUGCUACCAUCAGUGCUGGCGAUUACUCCACAGCCACUUGGGAGGCUCCAGUCGCUAAGGUCGAGAAGCGCUUGUCGUCCUGGAAGGGGCGUCAGCUUACCUAUCAGGGUAAGGCGACAGUGAUCAACACCUUGGCCCUCUCCCAGAUCUGGCACUUGUGCCAUGUGUUUACCAUCUCGGAGUGGGCCAAGAAGCGCAUCACCAAGGCUACUUGGGGUUUUUUCUGGUCGGGUCGCCGUGAUUUGGUUGCACGCCGUACCGUUUGUUUGCCCAAGGGUCAAGGGGGCUUUGGCGUCAUUGACUUUGACCUGAAGGCGAAGGCUUUUGUCAUUCAGUGGGUCAAACGUUACUUUGCUCCAACACCUGCUAAAUGGAAAGCCUUUUUUAGUUUCUUUUGUAUGUCGUGUCUGUCCGUCACACCUGUAGAAGUGUUUUCCACUUCCACUUUUCCGCGCAAUUUGAUUGCCCUUCUUCCUCCUUUCUACCAGCACAUCGUCCGGGCAUGGUCCCAGUUUGAUGGUGGUGCUGUUGCUGGCAUUCUCUCGUUGGAUGUCUCUUCCACCACGCCUCGUCCUCUUGUGGAACUCAACUCACACUCGACCUACGUGAUCGGCCGUCGUCGCAUCACUCCCCAGCACCACUGUAUCGGCAAGUUUCUGCCUCGGUACGGGCCGCUGCACUGGUCCGAAACUUGGGACCAGAUCCAUCUUCAGUCCUUGGAUCGUGCAGUCGUUGAUGUGAACUGGAAGAUCGCCCAUGGUGUCCUCUACACUGCUUCCCGCCUC